Exaiptasia diaphana is the source of this 2598-nucleotide messenger RNA. RefSeq names its product hyaluronidase-1-like. The transcript has 5 exons. Gene Ontology annotation, molecular function: hyalurononglucosaminidase activity. The record is from RefSeq and is a predicted model, not a curated record. Bases 414 to 2396 code for a protein of 660 amino acids. NCBI's taxonomy places the organism in Eukaryota, Metazoa, Cnidaria, Anthozoa, Actiniaria, Aiptasiidae. Gene Ontology annotation, biological process: hyaluronan catabolic process; carbohydrate metabolic process.
AUCGAAGCAACAGUUUAAAAAGAUGCCACGAAACUAAUUUGAAACGCUCUAAGACUGGAAUCUAUCAACCACACAGCAACUUUCUAAUCACUUCUAGUCCCUUUCGAGCAAACAAAGUGCAAAUACAACCCCCGCUAAAAAAGGAAACCCAAUAGCUUGAAAUACAGGAAGCCAAGCACUAGAUGUUCGAAGCUGGCUUGUAGGGGACUAAAAGACAACUAAUCAUGGCUUCACUCUGGUAUCCAGAGUCUAAUUUUAUUUAAUGAUGGUGUGGUUGCCCAUGGGGACAGAGCAUGUUUACUGAUCAAUAAUAAAUUCUUACAUCAUUGUUUGUAAACGGGUUGUUCAAUUGUACCAAAACACUUAGACGACUCUACACCUCACGGCUCACAACACCCAAAAAAUGACUUACGAUGGUCUGGCGUUUGUUUAUGUUCCUAACAAGCCGACAUAAACUUACUGCUAUCCUAUUAUUAGUGUUUUAUGUCAAUACUUCUGAAUCUCACGGCACUGUUUGUCAUUGUGAACGGUUUCCUAUCGAUGGGAAGCCCUUUGUUGCCGUUUGGAAUUCUCCAACAGGUGGCUGCUACAAGAAUUUCACCAUAAAAAUUGACCUGGACGAUUAUCAAAUACGAGCGAAUCCUCAACAGACAUGGAACGGCAAGUACGUCGUCGUAUUCUACAAUGCUCAGCUAGGAUACUAUCCCUACUUUGUUAAUUCUGCUGGGACUAGAAGCUAUAAUGGAGGAAUGCCCCAGCUUGUUGAUAUUAAUGCACAUCUCAAGAAAUCUACAAGAGAUAUCGUAGCACGCAUACCGGAUCCUCGCUUCGAUGGUUUGGCCGUGAUUGACUGGGAGGGCUGGAGACCAACGUGGAAGAGAAAUUGGGAUUCGAAGAAAAUCUAUCAGACUAGAUCAAUCAAUUUGUUGCGUAAUCAACAUCCUGAAUGGCCGAUGGAGCAACUGGUCGAGUGGGCUCGUAAGAGCUUCGAAGAUUCGGCACGAAUUAUGAUGUUAGAAACGUUGAAACUUGGGAAACAUCUUCGACCUCAUGCUAAAUGGGGUUUCUAUGGGUUUCCUGAUUGCUAUGGCAGAAAGGACACCAACUAUCAAUGCUCUUCUGAGGUAAAGGAUCAAAAUGAUGCSUUGUCAUGGAUGUUCUCGACAAGUACAGCCCUGUAUCCAUCUAUCUACUUACCUGAACGUGCCUCAACUAAUCAACACUUUGUUAAAGGACGACUGGAUGAAGCAUUCAGGUUGGCUGCCAAGUACAAGAAGCCUGGCUCCUCCUUACCAAUUUUUCCAUAUUUUAGAAUGAUCUAUGAGAAAAAUCCUUUGGAUUAUGAGUUCUUAACUGACGUUGAUUUACUUAACACCAUAGGUCAGGCUGCUGAUUUUGGUGCAGCGGGGAUAGUUAUGUGGGGAAAUCGUCGCGAUGAGAAUACAUCGCCAUUUAUUUGUAAACAAAUCAACRACUACGUUCACAACAAUCUUGGGCCAGUUUUCAAGUCAACUCAAAUUGCAGCUGAAAAAUGCAGCAAUAAACAAUGUAAUGGCAAUGGUAGAUGCAUUAAGAAGGAGCAGUCUGGUGCACUUGACUAUGCAUAUCACCAAACCUGUCCUAAUUUACAAACUACUGAAAACCUGGAAAGGAUGUUAAAGCAUGAGAAAGAGGUCAUUGGAGUGUCCAGCUCUGGCGUAACAAAAGUCAUCAAUAUAAAUAAAUUUGCAAAUAAACUUAAAGGAUUGAAACAUAGUUUAGCGAAAAUGGAAGCAAAUAGAACAGUCAAMAAGACCAAACAGAAACCUAAAGCAGCAAGUUCAAAUAUUGUACAGAAAUCAAAUGAGACAAAAAAGCACUUUGUGACGAUUAUAAAAACCGAGAAAAUUCCUUUUUUGGAUGUCGAMUUUCGGCAAAAUGGAACUGCAAAUUUUAGCAAUAAAAAGGCAUCUGAGAGGUCAGAAACACCGGAGCAACCCGAACACGAAGAAAUCCCAGCAGAGACCAUCUUUUGCAAUAAAACCGAGUCAGGAACUACGAAAUGCAUGCUGGUUAGACGUCACGAUUCCAUGAAACUUUCUAAACACAACGGUUUUCAGAUUCCUCAAAUUUACGCCAUUUUGAUAUCUAUCUCUCUGGGUGGAGCCCUGGUUUUAUCAACUGUUUACAUAGGAACUUAUUACUAUUUCAAUGUUUAUAAGAAAAAAURACACAUCUGCAUUGGACAGAGUAAAAACAAUAUAAUUAUAUCAAAAAGAAAUAUCACUUUCAUCAGGCACUCUCUGCUGAUCAUCACAUUCAUCAGCCACCCACUCCUGACCAUCACAUUUACCAGCCACACAUAUCAAACUUAUUGCCAUACAUCGGGUGACAUUUGCUUAGAUGUCUUAURUUAGAUCUUUUGAUAUGYWGUAAAUGAAGAGGCCGAAAAAGAGCACAAAUACGGUAUUUUUUAAAAGAAUAUAUAGGUUUAUCGGUCAUUAGCUUUAUAAUAUCUCGGAUUUUGCUCUCCGAAACCCUGGGACUCUUCAACAAUAGCUUUUACCUGUCAAUAGCCUUCAUAAGAAUAAUCAAAACCACAGGCAUAAAUCGCAAAAU